ACUUGGGAACAGCUUUUGUAUUUGCUAUUCCUUCAGUAUGAAAUUCUCUUCCCUCAGCUGUUGUCAAGUCUAGUUCAUUUGCAUUUUUGGCAUUUCAACUCAAUUGUCAUCUCAGUGACCAGUUUUUAUCUGAGCAUGAAUCUUGAUGGCUCUGCACAAGAUCCUGAAAAGAGGGAAUAUUCUUCUGUCUGUGUUGGCAGAGAAGAUGACAUUAAAAAAUCUGAAAGAAUGACAGCUGUUGUCCAUGAUAGAGAAGUGGUCAUUUUCUACCACAGGGGAGAAUAUCAUGCCAUGGAUAUUCGCUGUUACCACUCAGGAGGACCUUUACAUUUGGGAGAUAUAGAGGAUUUUGAUGGACGACCGUGUAUAGUUUGCCCCUGGCAUAAAUACAAAAUUACUUUGGCAACAGGAGAAGCAUUGAAGAGGCCAAAAGCAGAAACUGAUGAGGGAGAAUGGGACCUUAGGAGAGGAAAAGCAGCUGAGCAAAGUUCCCUCACUCCUCCACUGUGGACGUCCAAGCCUGGAGCAAAACUCAACUGGGAAUGGGAAGAAGUUUUAAAUGAAAUGAGAUUAACAUUUGGUUUAUCACAUUGAACUGGACUCAAUUUACAAAAAAAAUAAAAGACUAUUCAUUUAUGACCUGAAAGCAACAACAAAAUUAUUAUUAUUUACUUAUUACACUGAGCUCAAUUACUUAAAAAAAAAGAAAAAAGACUAUUCAUUUAUGACCUGAGGGCAACAACAAAACCAUAAAAUCUCUCUGAGAUUUGAAAGGGCUGGGAGUGGAGCGCUGUGAGCUGGAACAAAUGGGCAGGCGUGAAGGGCAGUGGGAGCUUUCAGCAUGCAGCCUGCUCAGUUCAACUCAUUUAAUCAAGUGCUUCCAGUAUGUGGGAUUCAUUGAGCUUCUGUUUUUGCCAGGUUGAGUUCUGCUGGGUAUAUUUUAAUGAAGAAACAAAAUGAAUUUAUAUUUAGGAGUACAGUGUUUUAUAAUGAUUGUAACCACGCUAACCUGAAUUCAUAUCCUUGCUCUGCUACUUUAAAAAAUGUGACACAUUGUAAAUCUCUUGUACCUUCGGUGUUCUCAUCUUUGAAAUGGAGAUAAAUGAUGCCUACUUCACAGGGCUGUCAUAAAGAGUGAAUAAGAUAAUAUAUGCACAGUAAGUAUUACAGUGCCUGGUAUACAGUGGUCCAUAGGUAGCAUCAAGGAUUACGAUCAUGCUCUUAGUCUGGUAACCUGACCAGCGGGAAACAUUGAACAGGAAUUAGUGUACUAAAUAGACUGAAGAUGAAUCAAAGCUAAGAGGAGGGAGAAAGAUGAGAAACAUUUAGCAACAACAACAGCAAAAUGCUAACACAAUAGCCAUAGAAAUGGAAUAGAAGGGACAGAUAUAAAGGAUAUUUGAGAGGAAAAGGGACAUAAGAGAUAACUGCUUAGACAUAUAUGGUGAAUAAAAGUAAAGGAAGAGUCCAAGCAGCUUACAUUUUAAAAGCUUGCUUGGGUUGGAAAAGAGUAGAAAUAGGAGAAAUACAGAAAUUGCCAAGAGUGAGCAAGUUUGGUGGGUGAGCAUAGUGGAAAGAAAUAUGGUUUUGUUUUGUUAUAAGACUUUGGGACUUUCAAGUACAAAUAUCUUAAGAAUAUUUGAAAAGUUAUUUAUUUUUUAUUCAUUCAUUCAUUCGUCUAAUAUUUCUUGAAAGCCUACUUUGUGACAGACACCACGCAAGGAUGUAGCAAGAACAAUCUAGUAAACAGUUGGAGUUUGAAUGGGACAUCUGAGCCAGACAGAAAUAUCUGGGGCCUUCAACAUAGAGCUGGCCCCCAAAACCAUGAAUAUUAAUCAGUUUUCUAUGAAGAACAUCAAGAAAACAACUUCUGAAAAUAUGAACAGUUAGGGAGUCAUGAGGAAUGGUCAAAGGGCUGAGAGCUAAAGCAGUGUCUCAUGUUGCAAUUAUUUUUAUAUUAAAUUCUAACCACCGAUAGCUUAUAAAUAUUUAAUCAUAUCAAUAAAACAAUUUCAUAGUAGCUAUCCAUAUUUUUAAAUUUUUAUUAUAGAAUAAUUAUAAAAUUACAAGGAUUUGCAAAAGUAGUAGUGAGUUCCCAUUUACCCUUGAUGCAGUUUCUCCCAAUAACUACAUUUUUAAAAAGAAAUUUUUUUUAGAGACAGGAUUUUACCAUGUUGGCCAGGCUGGUCUCGACCUCCUGGCCUCAGUUAUCUGCCCACCUCAGCCUCCCAAAGUGCUGGGAUUACAGACAUGGGCCACCGUGCCUGGCCCCAAUAACUACAUCUUACAUGACAAUAAUACAAUAUCAAAACAAGGAACUUGACAUUGAUAUAAUCCAUUGACUUGAUUCAGAUUUCACCAGUUUUUCAUGUACUAGUGUGUGGUAUGUGUAUAGUUCUAAGCCAUGUUAUCACAUAUACAGAUUCCUAUAAUUUUUCAUCUUUAUUUCUUAAAAUAUUUUCCUUUUUCUCACUUCAGUUACUUAGAUGAGGUGAAGAAUCCACAUCAUGAGAAUUUAAAAAAAUAAUUUUUGCAGUUUACUGAUACUCCUUAAUGUUCAAACAGCCCAAUAUAGCAAAGGCCACAAAGAUUUUUAAAGUAGUUAAUGAACAAGUAACACUUGCAUUUUACACUAUUUUAUGAUGCUUUAUCUGUAAAACAUUAGUUAUGAUUUCUAAAGUCCUUUAUAACUCUGAAAUUCUACAAUUCCAGUCUCUUACCUUAUCAGGCCAGUGGUCAGUGGGACAGAGUUAAUCACUGUCUUAUUGCAGUAAAAACAUUCUGCUAGAUUUAACCAGGUUCCCACAGGAACCUGCUUCUCCAAGAGGGCUUUGUAAACGUUUGAUAACAAGAGAAUAAGCUAAUUAAUAGUUUUUCUAACAAAAAAACUAUUUUUAAAUAAAAGUAUUUUAUCAUAUUGUUUUAAUAAUAUUUUAACUAAAACAUCUAUACUGGUAGCAUAGCUCAGUACAUUAGUAUUGAGCUUCAUUCCCAGUCACUUAAAUUCAAAUCUGUAGUAUUCCUAUCUUGGCAAGACAAAGAGAAGCAUCCUCUGUUCAGGAAGAAAAUAGUGUUAAGCUAGUUGUCAAGAAAAUCAUUUAUAAACUAGAUUCCCCUCUAAAAGGUCUAUAAUUCAUUUCAUGAAAAUGGUAAAAGCUUUUGUGCUUAGACAAAAUGUUAGAGGAUCCCUAUAAAUAAGAUCAGGGUCAGAAUAAAUAUUUGCAGUCUGAGAAAACACCACUUUGUGAAAAUUGCCAUGAGAUGUAGACUGUACAACAGUUACAUUUGAAAGCCUGAAAGAUUUCAUGUUUUACAGAUUGAUGGCAAUACACAGCAAUCAAAAAGCUAGAUUUCUAAUUUAGUAAUGUUCUAGAAAAAAACAAUAAUAGUGGACUAAAUCAUUUGAUGAUAUUACUUUUACUGAACAACAGUUAACGGAGUAUAUUGCAAUCCUUAAAGGAUUGUUCAGUACCUUUUUCCAUUUUAAACUGUACUAAUACUUCCAUUUCAUGAUACCAAAAUUCUCUCAAGGGGAAACUUAACAGCGCAUAGUACUUGCUUUCAGUCAACAGAGUCAGUGGAGAAAGAAAAAAAGCUUCCUCACUAAGAGGAGUAAAACAUGACACCAUAAAACCCAGGUGUUUAAAAAAAUUAUGGCAAAACCACAACACACACACACAAACACACACACACAAAAUUUUUCACGCUACUUUCAAAUUUUUGGCAGAGACCCACAGCGCAUCCCGGGGCUCAAAAAGUAGUUUGUACUCCUAUUUAAAAAUACGUAUCCAAUUUGGAAAUAUCCAUCAAGGGAUAGAAUUCACAUAGAGAUCAUUUGCACAGCACUUCCAGGCACAACUUUGGGAAAGAGGCCUGAGUGUCCCCAAAUUACAGAUGCUCAGAAGCAUCAAGUGACUUUUCCCUAUCAGUCAGCUGCCCAGGGGCAGGAAGAAAAUAAAAACCAAGUUUGUCUAACUCAAAAAUUUGCUGCUCUUAGAUAUAUUCUACACUACCAUCUACGAGUCAUUGGUGUAUAUUUAAAUAGUCAGAGGCCAGGUGCAGUGGCUCACACCUGUAAUGCCAGCACUUUUGGAGGUCAAGGCAGGACCACCACUUGAGACCAGGAGCUCCAGACAAGCCUGGGCGACAUAGCAAGACCCCAGCCCUACAAAAAAAAUUGUUUUCUAAAUCAGCUGGGCAUGAUGACACACACCUACAGUCCUAGCGACUUGGGAAGUUUAAGAAAGAGGUUUGCUUGUGCCCAUGUGUUUGAGGCUGCAGUGAGCAAUGAUUGCACCACUACACUCCAGCCUGGGUGACAGAGCAAGACUCUAUUUCAAAAACAUAAACAGAGCAUAAACUCCACUGAGGAACACUCAGCACGUCACUCCUGUAUUUUGCAUUUACUUCAUUUCUUUCUUGAAAAUUUGCUAUAAAGUGCCAUUUGCAUUAAAUCAGAACCCUUUUUCAUUUGACUAAGUCUAACUGUAUGUUUGAGUAUUAUUUUUUCUGUUCUUUUGGUAAAGGAAAGUUUAAAUAUUAACAGGGGAAAACAGUAUUUGGAACAUAUUUAACAAAGAGCUAAAGUUCUCACUUCACAUGUAAUUAAUAAAUAAGUACAAAAACAUGCGAAAUAAAGGAAAAUGGCAAAGAACUUAUACAGACAAUCACAAAGUAUUUAUCUGUUUCUUUAACAGAUAUUUUCUGAAUGUCUACCAUGUACUCUAUACUGUGCUAUGUAUUAGGGAUACAAUGAAAAAUUAUUGACUUCAUGCUACAUUGUUUAAAAAAUGGGUUAUUGGGUCCAGGCAUGGUGAUUCAUGCCUGUAAUCCCAGCACUUUGGGAGACCGAGGUGGGUGAAUCACUUGAGGUCAUGAGUUCGACACCAGCCUGGCCAAAAUGGUGAAACCUCAUCUCCACUAAAAAUACAGAAAUUAGCUGGGCAUGGUGGUACAUGCCAGUGGUCCCAACUACUUGGGAGGCUGGGGCAGGAGAAUUGCUUUAACUCAGAAGGUGGAGGUUGCAGUGGGCCAAGACUGCACCACUGCACUCCAGCCUGGGCAACCAGAGGGAUAGCCCAUCUCAAUUAAAAAAAAAAAGUUAAAAAAAUUCCAUUUUCCAAAAAUAUGUAUGCAUAUAUUCAUAAAAAUAUCUGGAAGGAUAUAUAUAAUAUAUUCAUAAAAUUAUCUGGAAAGCUGUAUGUCAAGUGAUUAUCAAUGGGUGGUAGAUUUGUUUAUUUGAAACAAAAUAAUAAACAUGUAUUUCUUUUAUAAUAAAAUAAUUUCAUAAAAAUUAAAAAGCUAUAGACAUGUAAUCACUCAAUUAUUUUACAUAUUGUUCAGAGUUUUUGGUAAUAAAAAUAUAUUUCUCUUUUCUUACACAAUGGAAGAUAGACUCCAAUAGAAAUGGACUUCUUCCUUCUUUUUAUACCACUGUCACCCCACUUCCUGUAUUCUACUCUCAAGACACAACACACACAAACGCUGACAAAUGUGCAUGCAGAUACACAAAUACAGACAGAAGACUGUCUCCCUCACAGUGCAUGCGCACACACACACAUUCAC
This is a messenger RNA of Callithrix jacchus (white-tufted-ear marmoset), 5565 nucleotides long. RefSeq names its product Rieske Fe-S domain containing (gene RFESD). The record is from RefSeq and is a predicted model, not a curated record. Lineage: Eukaryota; Metazoa; Chordata; Mammalia; Primates; Cebidae. Gene Ontology annotation, molecular function: 2 iron, 2 sulfur cluster binding.